Molecule: messenger RNA, 855 nt
Organism: Mollisia scopiformis
Lineage: Eukaryota; Fungi; Ascomycota; Leotiomycetes; Helotiales; Mollisiaceae
Exons: 2
Coding region: 251-796 (181 amino acids)
Source: RefSeq, a predicted model, not a curated record
UCACAUGAUAGGAUCUUUGACACAACUCACCUCGAAAUACUUCUUUCACAAUGGCUUUUAGCGCGGGUUUCAGACGAUGAGUCGAGCGGUCUCGAUAAUCAUUCUUACACUGAUCAAGUAGCGAAUAAAAACCAAAAUUGCCUUCCACCAUUUACCCCUUGCUUGCGGCACGCCCCUCCUACCGACAUCGAUAAUCUCGAAAACACAACCCUCAUUUUUCACUCCAACCUCUCACCCCGAAUGACAACGAAUGUGUUCGAGCAUGACCCGCAUUCCUGCCUCGCGCUUUUGCCAAACACAACUACAAAGCAUCUCCAUGUCACCCUCUACCUCUAUGCGUAGAAUUCCGAUAUCUCGAGCCCUCCAACGAUCUUUCAGACCCUCGCUCCACCCCUUUCAUAAGUUCCCCUCGAGUGUUACCGCCAUGCGAGGAAUCGGCUCCUGCCACAGCUCUCUCGGCUUCUGCACGUCUCCUCAGUUGCGAUCUGGACGAAAGGACAAAUACUGGGAACAGAUAUUUGACCCAAGUCUAAUAUUGAAGGUAAUCAAUGUCACAAAGAGCAUCAAGGCAGAAACGGAAAGAAUGGGCUGGUCCGACAAGGAGUCCGUGGACGCUUUCGAAAAAGGAAUGCGGAAACAAGGGUUGGGAGACCAUUUUGAGUUGGCCGUCAAAUUUAUACUGUUUACAAAAUUUUGGGGUGCUUUGGUCGUGGGUUUCGGGUGUUGGACAGGUUUAUCUUGGUUGGGAUCCCAGGCGAAUAAUGAGGCUGGUUCUUGCGAGACGAUGGGAAAAUAAUGCUUUGUUCGGAGAGAGGGGAUGGAAUGCCGUUCAAGAAAAAUCUGACUGGCUUGGAU